GUGUGUCAUGAGAAUUGCGACAGUUGUUUCUUCUUGACGGCUGCUGAUGACAUGUCAACAACAAACAUGGCGACCAGCAGCAACUACUGGGAAGAUUUGCGUAAACAGGCCAGACAGCUGGAGAAUGAGCUGGACCUCAAACUGGUCUCCUUCAGUAAGCUCUGCACGAGCUACAGCAGCAGCAUCAACCGGGACCAGCGGACAAGAGACAGCAGGUCUGAUUCUGGCUCAUCUCAAGACAACAUGCUCGUUGCCAUGACUACUGAGCUGGAGCAGCUCUUGGCCAAUCUUACAGCAGUCAAUGACAAAAUGGCAGAGUACACAAACAGUCCAGGGAUUUCAUCACAUAACGCAGCGUUGAUGCACACCCUACAGAGACACAGAGAUAUUUUACAGGACUACACCCACGAGUUCCACAAAACCAAAAACAACUUCUUCAGCCUGCGAGAGAGAGAGGACCUGCUGGGCUCUGUUCACAGAGACAUUGAGUCCUACAAGAGCAGCUCAGGGGUGAAUAACAGAAAGACCGAGCUCUUCCUGAAAGAACAUGAACAUCUCAGAAGGACAGUGACUCUGUACAGCUCAGUGCGCCAUAUGGAGAACCACCAGACUGACAGUGAUUUACAUGAAACACUUACCUACAAGGUCUUAUAAAAGCUGUAAUCUAUUACCUAAUAAUGAAAUGAAACCUAAACAAUGUAGUCUUUCUGUGGAUGGUCCUUUAUGGAGCAGCCUGUUACCAUGCUAAACUAAAAUGGUGAAUGUGUUAAAAUAUUAUGCAUCUUCCUAACUUUAUGUAAAUGCGAUACAGAAUCAGCCCAAUAUCUGCCCAAUCCCAGCAUCCUCUCUCUCUAUAAUUAUACAAGAUUGUUUUGGUCACUAUGAAAUUUUAAUAUCCAGCAGCCUGCAAAGUGGCUGGUGAAUAAUGGUCUCAGUGAAAUGGAUAUAAUUUUUUAAAUGGUGCUAUUUCCAAUAAUGCUUCAAAGUUUCUGAUUUAUAGUGUUUUGUGUUUAAUAUCUUAUAUAACACAAUAACUUUCCUUAAAUAUACAGAAACUAUAGUAGAAUGUGAAAAUAAUUGAUUGAUGCCUAGCUGCCGAUGCAUGCUUUGAUGUUAUGAGUGUGUAGGUCUGAAGGAGAAUUGUUAUUAUACUUGCAAUUGGUGACAAAAAUCAGAAGCACAAACAACAACAGAAAAAAGAUGGAAAAAUGUGGUGACAGCAAGGACGUAAUAUAGCAAUAUGAUACUUAGGAGAGUGUCCUUGAAGAACACAAAAGGACCCUCUUGAACUCUCAGUAUGGAUUUAUCCUCAUUUUCCACUGGACUACUCAACGUCUUUCUAUAUGUAAGAUUAGAAGAAGCUUUGAUGGAGCAGCUCAGGAAUUAAUUGACCUGAAUUCAUCACUUACAGUAAAGCUGUCACAAUCACCAGCAGCUAGUUCAGAUGGAUUGUCAGUGCAAUGUAAUGCAGUCCAUGAAACUGAUUUAUUCUGUUUACAUUCCACACACACACACACACACACACACACACACACACACAUAUAUGUAAGUAAUUGUUUCAUAUUUAGAUGAACAUUCACCUGAACCUGAAUUUUUAAGUAAUUAAAAUUGGCAACUAUAGUUUAAGCAACACCAGACUUAAGAAAUACAACUACAUUUUCUCAGAAGUUUUCAAAUGUAUUUAGUUACAUUUAUUAAACUUUAGAACUAUUUCACACCCUAUUACCUAAUAAUUAUUUAAUACUAAUACUAAUAAUGUCGGUAGUUGUCAGAGGUUACAAUUUCCAUCAGAAUUUAAUAAAGGCAAUGAAACAGUUAUCUCCAACGUAGUUUAUUGUGAGACAAUAAACAACGCCAUUGAGGCAUUUAUAAAGAAAAUAUAGAGAAUGUAUAUUAUAAAGAAUGCCAGCAGUAAAGUUAAGCUUGUAAAUAACACAAGCACACUUACAAACACAAGACAUGUACUUAAGCACACCAACUCAGCGUUCUUGUGACAGCUGCAGCUCAGCCUCACAUUAGUUAAUGUACAUAUGCUGUUGAUCUCAGGACUGUAGUGAAUAGAUUCUAGUCUCAUGCAGCAGUCAGAAAUCAUGACAAAGCCCUGCCAUAUAAAACACAGUACUUGCCAUUCACAUUGCAAAAUUCUCCACACCAGAUCCCAGUCUGUACCAGUAUUUGCACUGAUUGGCUCCUGCAGUCCAAAGUAAUGAAACAUCACUUCUUAUAGCUUCUCAACAAUAUGAGACACAGAACUCACCUCUCCUGUUGCUACUGUUCCCUGAAGCAGUAGAUCCAGAGCUGCUUCCAUCUCCUGAGCUGCAGGUGUCUUAGUGGGAUCCUUUAACACCUUUUGAAAUACAAAGAAUAAGAACAAGGUGUAAAUAAUACCUGGUACAGCCACGUUUUUGGAGAACUUGCAUAGAGAGUUGAAGGAAGAUUAUCAAUGUAUAAUAAAAUUAUAGCAAGUUAUUUUAGGUUAAAUUCUUUCUUUGGAAAAGCCCAACUGCUGUUUAGUCCGUUUACAAAGGCAAUAUUUGGAUGAAUUGUGAAAUCAGAGUACAGCAAGGUCAGUUUUAAGUAAAGUAAAUGAAUUAAAUAUGUAAAUACUGAUCCAAAGACAGUAUCAUCAUGCUUGAUUUUUAUUUUCUUUUAUAUUUUGCUGAGUGAUUUCAAAUCAUUGAUUCAACAUUUAGUACUUUGUGAAGAACAUUUCAGUUAAAUGACACAGUAACGUGUUACGGUGUCCUGUGUGACAAGUGAAGCUGAUCUUUCCUCUUACUUUAGCUGAUGUUAAUUUGACCACCUGUACCAAUGCACAGUUGUUACCAACAUUAACACCAGUGGUGUUACCAACACUUGAAUUGACUCUCAGAGGAGGAACUUACUAAUAUGGUUAACAUGUAUUUUGCUUGUUCAGCAAAACUCUAUUUUUGCUACAGAGUCUAAAGGGGAUAUGUAAGAUUCUGUUUCACAGUGUCACAUCAGCUGAGAUGUGAUAUCAGGAACUUUACCCUUGUUUGCGCAGACUGGGCUUCAACACAGACAGCUAUUGUAAAAUAAAAUUGAGCCAGAUUGCUUGGCAAAAAUGUUGAACCAAAUCAACAUUUGCUGCAGUGCAGUGAGUUUGCCAGUCAAACAUGUGCAAGCUCACAUUCCUGACUGUGACAACGAAAUUCUCGUGUUUGUCAUUCGCUCAUCGAGUCAGAGGAUAAAAUUAUUGUUGCUGUGAUAAUUUCCUACCAGUGAGCACUGACAGGUUUGUUUUCCAGCUAAAAGGUCUCUCUCAGUACAUAUACAAAUUUCUACGGUGUUUUAGUGUCUGGUAAGCCUUCAAAUCGUGGCUCAUUGCUGCCACUACUACCUGAAGCCUCACGCCUCCACCAACUCAACCCCUUGGAUUUUGGAUCUGCCCAUUUCUGCCAACUUCGCAGCAGUGUGAGACAGUAAACUCUCUGUUUACACCAGUGUCUCCUGUGUUGGAUCCAGCAGCCAUGUUACUUACAGUGCGUUAAUUUUGACAUUCAAUAGCACCUAGUCUGUGUUUGCCAAAGAUAGGAGGCUCAGUAAUGUCACAGACCUUUCUCCAGACAAGAAUCAUUAACUCAUCUCCUCUGCUAAACUGUUUGGCUGACUGAUAAUGGUAGAUAGCUGCAUGAUAUGACCAUAAUUUUAGGAUCUGUAUCCUCUAUCAACUCUGCACAGCUCUACAGUAAUAGUAUUUGUCCCAUUCACUAUGAUGCGCCUAAAUCAUACCUGAUGCAGCUUCUUCUGCUUUGGAGACAUUGCAUAGAGAGUUGAAGGGAGAUUAUCAGUAUGUAAUGAAAUU
Lates calcarifer (barramundi perch) is the source of this 3826-nucleotide messenger RNA. Its product is annotated as Golgi SNAP receptor complex member 1. Gene Ontology annotation, molecular function: SNAP receptor activity. The record is from RefSeq and is a predicted model, not a curated record. Bases 52 to 654 code for a protein of 200 amino acids. Gene Ontology annotation, biological process: vesicle fusion; endoplasmic reticulum to Golgi vesicle-mediated transport. NCBI's taxonomy places the organism in Eukaryota, Metazoa, Chordata, Actinopteri, Centropomidae. Gene Ontology annotation, cellular component: Golgi membrane; cis-Golgi network; SNARE complex. The transcript has 7 exons.